Alexandromys fortis (reed vole) is the source of this 571-nucleotide messenger RNA. RefSeq names its product ribosomal protein S21 (gene Rps21). The record is from RefSeq and is a predicted model, not a curated record. The coding region runs from base 266 to 517 and encodes 83 amino acids. The transcript is spliced from 7 exons. Gene Ontology annotation, molecular function: structural constituent of ribosome. Gene Ontology annotation, cellular component: ribosome; cytosolic small ribosomal subunit. Gene Ontology annotation, biological process: endonucleolytic cleavage in ITS1 to separate SSU-rRNA from 5.8S rRNA and LSU-rRNA from tricistronic rRNA transcript (SSU-rRNA, 5.8S rRNA, LSU-rRNA); endonucleolytic cleavage to generate mature 3'-end of SSU-rRNA from (SSU-rRNA, 5.8S rRNA, LSU-rRNA); translation. NCBI's taxonomy places the organism in Eukaryota, Metazoa, Chordata, Mammalia, Rodentia, Cricetidae.
CCCGACCUCAGGGCUGGAUUUCCCGUCCCGACUGAGGCGCUGCAGCUGCGUUCCCAGCACCGCGAACACCCCACUCGGCUGUUCCUCUCCGCGACCCUGGUGGCGGCUUCCCGGGGGUGGACGUCCAGUGGAAGAAAAAGCGAGCAAGCGGCGUGACCCGGAAGCAUUCGCCAACGCCACGCCCCUCACGCCCAAUAGUGCGGCCCGGGGACGAGCUACUUCCUUUCUGCGCUCCCGCGGCCUAGCGAGCAGGCAGGACCUCGACAUGCAGAACGACGCCGGCGAGUUCGUGGACCUGUACGUGCCGCGGAAAUGCUCCGCGAGCAACCGCAUCAUUGGUGCCAAAGACCACGCGUCCAUCCAGAUGAACGUGGCCGAGGUUGACAGGGUCACAGGUCGGUUUAAUGGCCAGUUUAAAACCUACGCUAUCUGCGGCGCCAUUCGCAGGAUGGGCGAGUCAGAUGAUUCUAUUCUCCGAUUGGCUAAAGCUGAUGGAAUUGUCUCCAAGAAUUUUUGAUCAGAAGAGUUCGGGGGAAAUCUGUCAUAAAUAAAAGUGAGAAAAAGUACCGUU